CCUCCUCCUGUUGCUGAUCUGAAAGUCCUCAGCCUUUCAGAGGCGCACAGGCGCGUAGUUGAGCGGCGCGCACUGGAGUUUUCCCCCGGUCAGAUAAACUUCUGUAACUUUUGCACAAGAUCCGGUUUAAAGGAAUAUUCGCUGGAUGCUCUUGGAUUUCCCUCGUUGGUGUUUCGCUAAAUAAAGCAGUUUGUUUCCCAGAGCGCAGGUACAAUGAGCGUAUUCUGCACCAGGUCUGCGGAUUAGAGGUGGGAACCAAUCCCUGUGCUUGUUUUUUUCUUUUUUUUUGACUUGCACAGUGACCUGAAAGAUUCACCACAGAUAGUGAAAAGAAGGUGCACCAGCCAUGGAUUUGGGUAAUGAUGUAGACUUGUCCAACAGUAACAUCACACCUUUGUGGAAGCGGCGCACAGACAACAGUAGAAGUUUCCAGGAUUUAGACAAACCCAAGGCACGACCCCUGAGCUACCACGUUAAUGGGGUCAGGACUGCAGACUACCCUGUGGGAGAUGACAAAUGUUCCUUCACUUUGUGCCAGGCAGCUGAGAGGCUGCAGGUCACACCCCAGCCUUUCAAUGCAAACACUAUGGUGUUAAAACAUGUUUUACACAAACCGUCGAAGAGAAACAGAGUUGUUAGGAGCAUUAGCAUAGGACGCCUCUACAAUGGACGCUUCUCAAUGACCAAGUAUAAGUCUGGAAAUAACAGAUCUUCACUGGAUAACACAGAGUGUAAUGGCAAUAGCAGCACAGGAAAAACCAGGAAUGGACAAAGUGUAUGCUCUGAAAAUCAUCACAAGGACAUACAGAGAUCCAAAUCAAGCUCUUCUGAUCUGGACCUGGAGAAAGACCAGAUCACUUCUGGGACAAACACCCCCUCACCUGAUACUCCUACUCACAACUCCUCUUCACAUGUCCAUUCUCCACACACACCUAAUAACAACCACUACGAACUGUCUUCACAAUCAUCCACAUUCAGCUCCUCAUCUCCACUGCAGGAUACUCUCACCCCCUCUAACAGCUCCACUUCAAGCAUCCCAUCACUUAUAUCUUUAACCUCAGACCCUCCCACCCCUCGCUCCCCAUCACCUGACAGACGGAAUUCAUUGCCCAUGCAGUCUCGGACAACCUCAUCGACAUCCUCACAAGACCCCUUGAAUGCCUCCUCCUCUUCCUCCAUCUCCUCCACCUCCUCAUCGCUUUCCCCAACUGCUUCCCCCUCUCCCUCCAUGGUCCUUAGUACCAACAGUCCCGCUGCCCUGAAGAUGGGCACCCAGCAGCUUAUUCCCAAAGGAUUGGCAUCUGAUAUCCGGCAAUCCAAAGUGCCUCCUACUGGGACACAACGGCUGGGAUUGGACCAUCCCAAACGAGGUUUGAAAGUCCUCAGCAUGGUGGAAGCAGGUGGUUACUUUUCUACCGGAGGGGGCCACACUGAAGAAGCAGAGGGGGAGAACCAAAGCCCAGGGGCAUUACAGAGAGUUUUGAGGAGUACGUCUUACAGGAGAGCAGUGGUGAGCGAAGCUCACACGGACGUUCCUUCGGUUGAUCCAAAGAACCAUCAGUCGCCCCAGCUUGCAAACAGUGGGGUGGAUAACCUCGGUUCACCCACUGGCUCUACAAAUAUUACCUCUUUAAAUCCAACAAGUCCUGGAACGCCAAAAGGUGCCAGCCCCAGGAUUACAAAGUCUUCUAGUCCUCAGAUGGAAAAACCUGAAAGCGGCAAUAAAAACAAGAAUCCACAAAGGAAGAAAUUGACAUCUCAGCGGACGUUUGACAGCGAAGAAGAGGAGCUUUACCAGAACUACCAAGAGAAGGCCCUUCAUAAUGACUCUGAUGAGGACGCUGAAUCAAGGGCGCCUAAGCCUGAUAGAGGCAUCGUCGUGCAGUACAGACCGAUACGUACCUCCUGGAGCCAACUCACCGUGGUAAAGAAAAGUGGCCUGGCUGAACAGCUGAGUCAGGAGGAGCGGAAAAGACAAGAGGCCAUCUUUGAAGUGAUCUCGUCGGAGCACUCCUACCUCCACAGUUUGGAGAUUCUUGUCCGUUUGUUCAAGAGCUCAGUAGAGCUCAGGGAGGUGAUGACCAAGACUGACCACCAUCACCUCUUCUCUAACAUCUCGGAUGUCUGCGAGGCUAGCAAAAAGUUCUUUCUGGAGCUGGAGGAAAGACACCAACAGAGUAUCAUCAUAGAGGACAUCAGCGACAUUGUUUGCAAGCAUGCAGAGUCCAACUUCGACCCUUAUAUCACGUACUGCUCCAAUGAGGUCUACCAGCAGAGAACACUGCAGAGGCUGCUCGAUUCUAAGAAUUCAGGGCUAAAGGAGGUGUUGACCAGGAUAGAGAGCCACCCAGACUGCAGGAACCUGCCCAUGAUCUCCUUCCUCAUCCUGCCCAUGCAGAGGAUCACUCGGCUGCCGCUUCUCAUGGACACCAUCUGUCAGAAGACCCCAAAAGACUCGGAACACUAUGAAACAUGCAAGAGAGCCCUGCAGGCCGUGAGCAAGGUGGUACGAAAGUGCAACGAAGGAGCUCGCACAAUGGAGAGAACAGAAAUGAUGUACACUAUCAACUCUCAGCUGGAGUUCAAAAUUAAGCGUUUCCCGCUGGUCUCAUCCUCCAGGUGGAUGGUAAAAAGAGGGGAGCUGACUGCAUUUGUGGAAGACAGUGGCAUCUUCACGAAGCGGAAAUCCCGACACCAGGUCUACUUCUUCCUCUUCAAUGACGUGCUCAUCGUCACCAAGAAAAAAGGUGAGGACAGUUACACCGUGAUAGACUACGCCCUGAGGGAUCAGAUCCAAGUGGGCACCAAUCAGCCAGAUGAGGUCCACAUGUCACCUGUGAAAAGUCCCACCAGCAUGCUGACCUCACGGCAGGUCGGCGCCAACCAUCUCUUCAAGCUGUGUUUCCGUAGCAACCACUCCCGUGAAAAGGUGCCGAUGAUCCUCGGAACGGAGUUACAGAGUGAACGAGCACGGUGGAUCAGUUCUCUGGGCCAGAAUGACAACGAUAAGAGAAGACAUGACAGAACCAAUGUCAUCCAGGUUGAGGUGAUCAGAACCUACACAGCUAAGCAGCCGGAUGAGCUGUCUCUGCAGGUGGCUGAUGUGGUGUUGGUCUGCCAACACGUGGACGGCUGGUACGAAGGCGAGCGGCUGCGCGACGGAGAGAGCGGGUGGUUUCCCGAGGAGUGUGCCAAAAAGAUCACGUGCCAGGCCACCAUCGAGCGCAACAUGCAGAGGAUGGAUCGACUGCAGGGGCUGGAGACGAACGUGUGACGGGACCAUGAGCCCCGGGAGGGAGGCUGACGGACUCUCUGGCUGCACUUUUUGAGCACUGAAAUAAUGUGUUCAGCCACAGAGCUCCCGUUCAGUGUUUACUAAACACUGAGCACCUGUCUGAGCUUCAUCCCAUUUAGCUGCAACACCGGAGGAAAAACAGAUUCCUUUAAUUAGUGAUCGCUCCCUGAGUGGGCGGGGUGGCCUGACAGUGGGAUAUGUCACACUGAUUAAUUCUUUUGCUGGUUGAGGAAAACUUCACACCCACCACAGCUAAAGCAGCUGCUUUCAACACCCUGCAACGCAACAACUGUAGCUGAUAAAUUUAUAAAUGUUUUUUUUUUUUUUUUUUUUUUGUAAAUGGUGUGCAGAGUAAUGAGCACAGUCCUGCUGUGGGAGGUAAAGCAAACCAAUUAGAGGGAAUCCGACAGCAGCCCGCGCUCUGUUAACGAGGCUCUGGCCGGGCGAUAAAAGGCUUCGCCGGUAACAAUGUGACUAUGAACAGCGUUCUACAAGCUGCAAGCGUGUUUACAGUGUACAAACUCCACACGACUGUUUCAGCAACAGCCAGGCAGAAGAUUAAAUCAAAUCCAUAUGUAAAUAUAGCUGUAAAUACUCAUAACUGAUUAUAAACGGGCACAAAUUACAGCCAAGAGGGAAGAGUGAUCCAUUAUGGCAUCAAGCUGAGGAGAAGGGCCAAGUAUCCGCACUCCAACUUGCUGUUUGUCAGCGGUUAAUGUCACCCUCAUGAAUCAGACUGUACAUUUAUGUCUCAAGCACCAUUAUUCUCCCCAUCAAUUCUGCAGUUUCGACAGCAAGAAAUAUCACACUUGAUGCAAGCCAGAAGUGGCAGUGUAUAAAUAAUACCAUGUGUGUACUUUUUUAUUUUUUUUUAUAAAUGCAUGUGACGUUAAAGAAAUCGUGCAUCUGCCGUUUGUGAGGUCAGACCCCUGCCUGGCUCUGCUUUUAAUGUGAUUGUCCAGUGUGAGUCAUUUUAGCGUUGCCUGGCUAAAGGAAAAAAAAAAAAAAAUGGGCUGGCCAGAGGACGGCAGUAACACAAUCCAUCAAGCCAAGAGCUCCGGACUUAACAGUGACGAUGGCCACAAACUGAGGUUUGGUGGCUACAACGGACAAAGACCUCCUAAUGGGCACACGACUUUGGACCGUCUGCUUUAUGUUUGCACUCGGGAAACGGAUCCUCCAGUUGAUCUAUGACCUUUUGCUACCAUUUUCUCCUUUUUUUUAACUAUUGUAAAUACUUUUUGCACAUGUAAAUAUGUAAAAAUGUAACACUUGUGUUUUCCUAAAUAUAAAUUUAUAUUGGAAAAAAAACAACUAAACUUUUUAAUUAGUCUCGGUUAAUAAAAGUUUCAUUGCUUUCUG
This is a messenger RNA of Fundulus heteroclitus (mummichog), 4657 nucleotides long. RefSeq names its product rho guanine nucleotide exchange factor 26. Gene Ontology annotation, biological process: activation of GTPase activity. Gene Ontology annotation, molecular function: protein binding; guanyl-nucleotide exchange factor activity. The record is from RefSeq and is a predicted model, not a curated record. The coding region runs from base 347 to 3274 and encodes 975 amino acids. NCBI's taxonomy places the organism in Eukaryota, Metazoa, Chordata, Actinopteri, Cyprinodontiformes, Fundulidae. The transcript is spliced from 15 exons.